UCACUUGUUUUCGUUUGAAGGAGUGGUUUGAGCUUUGAGUGGUGUGUGGUCGUUCCUUCUUGGUAUUGUCGUUGCCAGUAGUUUUCAGAGUUGAAUUGUGUAUUAUUUCAUUAUUCGCGAGGAUAUCAGUCGAAUAAUGUCGAACGGUUCGAUUACGCCAAAUAAUCACGUUAUUAGGCUUUGCCAUAUCAUCAAGUGGGAUGAUUUCGACGGAUAUGGUUUCAAUUUGCAUGCUGAGAAAGGAAAACCGUGGCAAUACAUAGGUAAAGUUGAUGAGGGCUCUCCUGCCGAGGCUGCUGGUCUCAAGGAAAAUGAUAGAAUUAUUGAAGUUAAUGGGGUAAAUAUUGCUACUGAAAAUCACAAACAGGUCGUUCAGAGAAUAAAAGCUAUGCCAGAUGAAACCAAAUUACUCGUGGUCGAUCAAGAAGCUGAUAAUUAUUUCAAAUCGAAAAGUAUAGUGAUAAAAAGCACACAUCCAAACGUUGUUGUUAUGAAGACUCCAAGGCCAGGAUCUUAUCUAAAUGGAACUGAAAUUGAGGAUAACCAUUCUCAAAAGUCUGAAAAAAGUGGCCUGUCACUAGAUAAUGAGGUGUCAUACAAAGGAAGCAGCGGUGCAACUACUCCUUCAAGCGACAGGAAGCACAGUCCAGAUAGUUCCAGUCCUGAACCAAAUGAUUUCGCAGAUGAGAAUAUGAUGCAAUCCGGAAACAAUCAGAACAACAAAAACUUGAAUGCUGCUCUCAAUUUGAAUAUGACUGCUAAGGAGCUGAGAGAGAAGCUGGCCCUGCGUAAGAAGUAUGAUCCAAAAAAAGAUGCCACCAUCGAUUUCAAGAAGAAAUACGACAUUGUUCAGAAAUUGUAGGAAUCUACACUCGAUUGGACAACAUUUCUGCACAUCAUUGUUAUUUUCAACACUUCUUAACUAAGUAUCUUUCGUAAAUAAGUGAUAUAUAUAUAUAUAUAUUUUAGUUACAUUUAUCGAGUAAAAGUUAUCCAACCUUUUAUUGUUAUCAAUUAUUAUCGAUAACAAAUGUCUUAGUGUAGGGGACAAGUUACUGAUUGAUUUCAUUUCACAGACGAUUUUUUCAUUUUGGAAGCAUUCAAAUUAAUAUAAUAGAUAACUAGAUUACUAGAUAAUUAUAUCUAGAUUCUUGAUUGAAACAAACUCUUGCACUUAUUUUAUAAUAGGAGUUAAAUGUACAUAAGAAGUGCAACAAUUAAUUUAAAUCGCAUAAAACGAUUUUUAAUUGUAGUUCUUCAACUAUUCACUCCAAGCUCAAAUCGUUAUUUCAUUACAAAUUUUCCUAUUUUAUUCUGAAGAAUCUUCUUCAACAAGGGGUUUUUAGUUUACAAAAUUGACUCAUGGCUAGGUUCGUAUUCUUUCUUUCACACUGUUAAUUAAUUUUUAUGUUCUAUUUUUAAUGUCUUAUUUUAUGCUCUAACAUCUUCAGCUGUAAUACAAAGUGCUCGUUUAAAUUGAGCACAACGAAAAUGCGUUCAACUAGAAUUUUACUACUAAAUAAAUGAAUAUUCGUUUACUUUGUUUCUGUGUACACACAUAUUAUUGGACAAGUUUAUUCGAAAUAGAUUCAUAAAACUUAUAACUUGUCGAGUUGUACAUAAAAAUAUUAGUUGUUGCCAUUAUUCCAGAGUAAAAUAAACUUGAACGUUUUUUCGCUGUGUUUGAUUGGCUCGAGUCAUUUUGAAAGUUUAAUUUUCGAUUGAAUGCUUCAGUGAAAAGUUUUCUGUGAAUCGUAGUAGUUUGGUUGAAUUUGAAUGUAUUACCUUUUUAAGAAUUUUACAUUUUCUUCACAAUAAUGUGAUUUGUGCUAUGUACUUCCGUCCGAAUAUUGUUUUCAAAGAAGAUCCAGAUUGUAAAAUGACAAACAUGUUGCAUGACAAUCCGCGAUAAAAUGAUACUAACUGGCUCAAAAUGAUUCAGAAAGAAUAAUUUCAUGUAUUAGAAUAUAGUAAGAUUAUGUGAAUUAGUAAGGUAUUUUCUUGUAAAUCUUUUGGUAAAAUGUUUUAAAACAUGCAUCGGUUGACCACUCAAGUAUUUCCAAUGCUAUUCUGCCUUUGUAAGGGUUGUACCGGUUCUGUAAAUCUAUUAAAUUUAGGCAAUCAGUAUUAUUAAUGCAUUCAGUAUUAUAAUACUAUCCAUAUCACUUGCGAUAAUACCAUCACUGUAUAUUUCACUGUAUUCUGCUUAUAACUAGAUUGAUGGAAUUAGAUUUCAAACAACGUGUAAGGCAAGCUAGCAUUUCAUAAGCAAUUAUCAAUUCAAAUAAGUGUGGACUGAAUAUUUGUGGGGUAGAGAUUAUAAAGUCAUUAAUUCAAAUUCUUUAUUCAGCAAAACAAGCAUAGUAUACAAACAUUUUUUGAUCGCCCACAUGGACCUCAGGGGCCAGUAUUUGGGUCGACAGUCGAUCAGAGAUAAUUAUACUGAAAGAUCAGUAAGAUGGAACACUAUAUUUGAUACAAAAUAUAACUGUACUUCUGAAUCAAACUUCAAGUCAUGAUGUGGGCGUAGCGCUGAUGGCAUUUGUGGGCAAGGAGUGACGGCGUGUCGUCAUGUGA
Molecule: messenger RNA, 2577 nt
Organism: Nilaparvata lugens (brown planthopper)
Lineage: Eukaryota; Metazoa; Arthropoda; Insecta; Hemiptera; Delphacidae
Product: Na(+)/H(+) exchange regulatory cofactor NHE-RF2
Exons: 3
Coding region: 137-862 (241 amino acids)
Biological process (GO): protein localization to plasma membrane
Cellular component (GO): apical plasma membrane
Molecular function (GO): protein-membrane adaptor activity; protein binding
Source: RefSeq, a predicted model, not a curated record